AAAACUAAAUCUUUACUGAAUUCAUUGACUGGUAAACGGUGCACAACUUCACAUUCAUUAGGGUUUUGAUCAUGGAUAAUCAAGCACGGAAAGAUUGCUGUCAAAUGGAAGAUGAUGAUGAGUUCCCGGAGGAAUUUCAGUGCUGUGUGUGCCUGGAUAUCUUGUACAAGCCUGUGGUGUUGGCUUGUGGCCACAUCUCAUGCUUUUGGUGUGUAUUUAAAGCCAUGGACACGACACAGGUGUCUUAUUGUCCUGUGUGUCGCCAGCCAUACAACCAUUUUCCUAGAAUCUGUGAUUUGUUGCAUUUCUUGCUUUUGAUGUUAUAUCCAUCAUCCUACAAAAGUAGAGAGAAUCAAGUUUCAGAGGAAGAAAAAUCGUAUGGACACACAUCUCCACAGUUUGAUGAUAAAUUAACUGAUUAUCAGUAUAGUGAAGUACUCGACACUCAACAAUCUUCUAAACUGCUUGAAGCUGAUUCCAACAAAUCUACUGCCACAUGUGGAGGGGAUCAUUCAUUCGUUCAAGACUCUACAAAAAGAACUUCUCAUAAUAAUGGCAAUAUCACAAAUACCCCAUCAACAUCAAGUUCUCAAGAGGCAAAUUGCGUGAUUGAGCAUAGCAAACCGGACCUUUUGACUCACUUACAGUGUGCUGUUUGCAAGCAGCUAUUAUGUCGUCCUGUAGUACUAAACUGUGGCCAUGUUUUUUGUGAAGUAUGCAUUAGCUCACAUGACAGCGUGUGCAAAUGCCCGAAAUGUCAAAGUGCACAUCCAAAUGGGUUCCCGAAUGUGUGCCUAGUUCUAGCUCACUUCUUGGAGAAGUACUUUCCUGAAGAAUAUUCUACAAGAAAACAAUCACUAUCAAACUUUCAGAACGGCGAUUCUUCUCAAGGUCCAAGAGGAAAACCGGAUCAGGCUGCUACAUCUUUUUCAGCGCCUACGAACAUUACCCCGUCCUUAUUCUCUGAUCCUGGCCUGAAAUUUCAUCCUGGAGUCGGUUGUGAUUACUGUGGGAUGUGUCCGAUUGUGGGGGUGCGGCACAGAUGCAAAGAUUGUGUCGAGAAAAUAGGGUUCGACCUCUGCGAGAAUUGCUACAACAGUUCUUCGAAGCUGCCCGGCAGAUUCAACCAGCAGCACACUCAAGAUCACAGGUUUGAGGUUGUCCCCGCGCCUGUCUUCCGCAAUAUAAUUCUGAGCCUCAGAGCCGGACGUUCGGAUGAUGAUUCAGACAGCGGGGUGAUUCUCUCGAGCUCCAACUUGUCGAACGAUGCGUUUGAGGAUGAACAUGAGAUCGGAUCAUUGUCUGUCAAUACUGUGGACAGCGACUCCCAGGAUUUCGAAGAUGCUACUGCUUCCCCAACCUUCCCGCCCAACCGUUUCCGUUUCCUAGAUCGUCGCCGCAGCGGCGACGGCAGCGAUGGCGACGGGGCUUAACAGUUGUGGUUACUACAGCUUUUCUUGGUACUUACAUUGUAAUGUUUUAUGGUAUCCUUAAUGCUCGCUCUAUUGUUGCGUACUUGCGUUCGAAUGUUAUGUACAGCUUCUACUUUCUAUAGCUUCAGUUAUUUGUUGAAUUGGAUUUAAUAAAUUUUGCCAAAAAAAAAAAUAAAUUAAAGGGUGUGUUUGUUUGUGGGUUUUAA
Molecule: messenger RNA, 1639 nt
Organism: Andrographis paniculata
Lineage: Eukaryota; Viridiplantae; Streptophyta; Magnoliopsida; Lamiales; Acanthaceae
Product: E3 ubiquitin-protein ligase PRT1-like
Exons: 7
Coding region: 72-1433 (453 amino acids)
Biological process (GO): proteasome-mediated ubiquitin-dependent protein catabolic process
Molecular function (GO): ubiquitin protein ligase activity; zinc ion binding
Source: RefSeq, a predicted model, not a curated record